AUGAAAAAAUUACUUGAAUCGAAUAUUGAUGAUGCAAAAGAAUUAUUAAAUAAGUUAAUUGUUGUUAAACUUAAUGGUGGUCUUGGUACAACAAUGGGUUGUCAAGGACCAAAAAAGUGUUAUUUCUGUACGCAGUGAUAUCCACAUAUUGAUCAUGAAACAUUGUUACCUGCCCCAAAAACUAUUGAGGAUUCAGAUAAUUCAUGUUGGUAUCUACUUGGUCAUGGUGAUGUUUAUCCAUCAUUUUAUCAAUUCAGUUUACUUGAUCAAUUUAUUGAACAAGGAAAAGAAUAUAUGUUUUUAAGUAAUAUUGAUAAUCUUGGAGCAACUGUUGAUUUAUUAACUGAUAAAACACGAGCUGAUGUUAAAAGUGGAACUUUAAUUGAAUAUCAAGGAAAAUUACGUUUACUUAAAAUAGCUCAAGUACCUAAAGAACAUGUUGAUGAAUUUAAAAGUACAAUGGAUAAUGGUCUUAAUGUAGUUCAAUUAGAAACAGCUAGUAGAGCAGCAAUACAAAGUUUUGAAGGUGCACAAGGUAUUAAUGUUCCACGUUGUCGUUUUCUUCCCGUUAAAACAACAUCAGAUCUUUUAUUGGUUAUGUUGAAUUUAUUUACACUUAAUUGUGGUAAUUUAGUUAUGAAUGUUCAAUGUUCAUUUCCAUCAGUACCUUUGGUUAAAUCUUGGAACAAGUUUAAUAAAGUAUUUUUUUCAUUUCAUUUAAUUUAA
Molecule: messenger RNA, 726 nt
Organism: Rotaria sp. Silwood2
Lineage: Eukaryota; Metazoa; Rotifera; Eurotatoria; Philodinida; Philodinidae
Source: the annotation of a GenBank genome assembly